AUGCCAAUGAAGUGGCUACAGGAGGCGCAGGGGGAGCCGUUCGAGUCCGGGCUGCCGCAGAUCAAGAGGCAGGCGAUCCUAGGGAGGGACAUCUUGUUGUGGAAGGACGCGGAGGGGGAAUGGCGGGCGGUGGAGGAUCGGUGCUCGCACAGGCUGGCGGCCCUGAUGAUGGGAAGCGUGCAGAAAGGCGGCACGCUGGCCUGCCGCCAUCACGGCUGGUGCUUCAAUGGCCGCGGCGAGUGCACCAACGUCCCCCAGGCCACUUAUGCCACUUCUGAGGCUGCGGCCUGCUCCAGCAGCCGCUCCAAGAUCUUGGCCUUUCCCACACUCCAGGCGGGUGGCCUUCUGUGGGUGUGGCCUGAUGAUUCUCCCAUUUCCUGGGUGGACGCUGCGGCAAUCAAACCCAAGUUGGGCAAAGUCACCAGCCCAGAUGUCGACUGGAUGGUCACCGACGUCCCAACCGCUACAGGAACUGGGUGGAAAACGCCUUUGACCCAACGCACGUGGACCACAUCCACCAUGGACAGAAUGCCUGUGGAGUGGCGUUCAGGCGAGAACACGCCUUCCUAG
Ostreobium quekettii is the source of this 570-nucleotide messenger RNA. Lineage: Eukaryota; Viridiplantae; Chlorophyta; Ulvophyceae; Bryopsidales; Ostreobiaceae. The record is from the annotation of a GenBank genome assembly.